Molecule: messenger RNA, 1050 nt
Organism: Paecilomyces variotii
Lineage: Eukaryota; Fungi; Ascomycota; Eurotiomycetes; Eurotiales; Thermoascaceae
Product: succinate dehydrogenase subunit CybS
Exons: 5
Coding region: 319-906 (195 amino acids)
Biological process (GO): mitochondrial electron transport, succinate to ubiquinone; tricarboxylic acid cycle
Cellular component (GO): membrane; mitochondrial envelope
Molecular function (GO): ubiquinone binding; heme binding
Source: RefSeq, a predicted model, not a curated record
ACAGUAUCUACGAGCUAUUGCUAUCAUUGCUACUGCUAUUAUUGCCGCCUGUCGGGCCUUCUCGGCUAGUGAGCGGAUGAAGCGGCCAAUCACAUGACCCAUAAUGUGAUGACCGCAUUCCGACUUGAACUUCCGAGGAAGAUCCAUCCAACUUCCUCCGCGAACUCGCGGCUAAGAGCAUCUUGACUGACAAGCUCACCUUUUGACGACGGUCUAUACCCAGAGCCAUCUUCGAACGCUCAACUACGGUCGCUUGACACUUCCGGCAAUCUCUGUCGUCUAUUACUGCUCCGAGAACCGAUUUUCUCAGCAGCAAUCAUGGCCUCGUUCGUCCGCCCCUCCUCGGUCCUGAGGCAGAGCGUCCUCUCCAUGUCCAGGACGCCUGCUACUCGCACUGCCUUCUACUCGACCAAGUCACCUCUCGCCGCGACUUUUGUCCGUCCUUCUCAGGUCCAGAAGAAGGAGAGCGCCGUCUCGUCGCAGGUUGCGGCUUUCCACGCUUCCGGAAAGAAAGAGAUUCUGCCUCCUCUGCCUCAGGUCGUUCACGGAACCACGAACGACGCUGCCCCGGUUCCUCCUCCAUCGCCCACUCACGGUAGCUACCACUGGACCUUCGAGAGACUGGUCUCUGCCGCUCUCGUUCCCGUCACUAUCGCUCCCUUUGCCGCUGGUUCUCUGAAUCCCGCUCUGGACUCGUUCCUUUGCGCUCUCCUGGUUCUUCACUCGCAUGUCGGAUUCCAGUCUAUGAUCAUCGACUACCUCCCGCUCAAGCGUGUCCCCAAGACGCGGGCCGCCGCCUGGUGGGCGCUCCGCGCCGCUACGCUGGCCACCGCCGUUGGUCUCUACGAGUUUGAGACCAACGAUGUCGGUCUGACUGAGGCCAUCAAGCGUGUGUGGAAGGCGUAAUCCCGCAGAAUUCACUAGCAUCGUUUCCUUUGUUUCUGCUUUCUCUCUAGAUUCUCCCGGUGCCUACCUGUGUAUAUGUUGUAUUGAUCACUUAGGUGUGGGCCGAGGUCUGCAGGCGCCUGUCCGAUGUUUUCAUUGUCUUUA